Messenger RNA from Vespa crabro (European hornet), 2116 nucleotides. RefSeq lists its product as uncharacterized. NCBI's taxonomy places the organism in Eukaryota, Metazoa, Arthropoda, Insecta, Hymenoptera, Vespidae. The record is from RefSeq and is a predicted model, not a curated record. Bases 749 to 1393 code for a protein of 214 amino acids. The transcript has 3 exons.
AUCGUCGUUCUCCUUCUAUUCCUCCUCCUCCUCCUCCUCCUCUACCUCCUACUCCUACUCCUACUCCUCCACCUCGUCGUUCUAUUCAUCGUCCUCGUUCGCCAUUUUGUCCUCCUCCUCUUCCAUCUCGUCAAGAAGCUUCAGCCGACCCUGACGCAAGCGCCUCUUUCUCAUUCUCAUUCUCUAUUUCUAUCUCUUUCUCUUUCUCUAUCUCUCUUUCUUUCUCUUAUACGAGACGACAUACGUAUGUAUAUACCAUUCCGUGUGUCUCGAUCCGCACCGACGGCAUUCGUGCUUUCCCCAAAGCGCGUCAUCGUCAUUACCCUUUGAGCGUGAAUCACGCAUUAAGAUCGAUUCACACUCGGCGAGCAAGUAACACAGGCCGAAUCAUAAAAAUUUAUAUAUGUACAUAAAUACAAACAUACGUCUUAUACCCUUUUCAUUUCCUAUUGAAAUACGACAUUGCGUCUUGUAAAAUAUAUAUAGAUAUCAUAGAUAGAGAAGGUGAAAAAAAUAGCAAAAGAGAGAGAGAGAGAGAGAGAGAGAGUGUGAGUGAAAAAAUAAACCAACAAUGAAAAUUAUAUUAUCCAGCUGCGUUCACAUCGAACGUACGAUGUUCCUUGGAAACAAACGAGACGUAACGUCGUUUGAAGGAAAUAACAUUAAAGGUAAAGAAAAUCAAAAGAGAAAAGGGCUGACGUUUUGUUGAAGAAGAUGGCGACGACGUAAACCUACGAAUGAAAAUAAAAUGGAUAAAGGUACGGUGACAAGAGUGAAAAAAUUUGGUUGCGAAUGUUGGAAAAAUAAGAUCCCUCAAUAUAAGAAAAAACAGCGCGAUCGUUGUAAGAGAAAAAGGCAAACGUUGGUAUUCAACGUAAAUCCGGACGAUGAGAUAUGGCAUGAACCUUAUAUGCAACGUCUUCAAAAAGAAUUCUCGGAUGUUUCGAUCCUUUGCGACUCGAAGAUCGAGUUACCAUGGAAGGACAUUGCAUUACCGACUGUGGAAAGAAAAAUUCGUACGACUGAUGUCUCCUCGGUCGAUCAUGGAAAGGAAGAUGAGAUUCCCGUCGAGAUCGAUUUCGACGAAUCGGAGAAAAAGGAAUCGAACGGGUUUAUGACAUUACCCUGGCACAAAUUAUUGAUCACCAACGUUAUUUCACCGUCGAGAGAUAUCGUUCCAGUAUGUUGCGAUUCGAGCGUCGAAAUACCAUGGGAAGAUCUUGCAUUGGACAAACCGGUCAAUAUCCGUGUCCCACCUACGGACAAAAAAGAUUCAUGCGUGCCCGACGACCUCGAGAUACCAUGGCAAGACAUUCUCGUACCCCAGAAUAUCGUUAUCGAGGCGCCAAAGAAAAAUUGUAAUUCUUCCGACGGAAGAAGAAAGAAAAAAUAAAUGAUGGAUGAAUAAUAUUGAGUGCAAUGGCAAUUGGAUUUUAUAUAAAUUUUUUUUUCAUAUUAAAUUUUAUAUAAAAAUAAAAGAAGAGGAGUCAUCGAACGUGCAUAAAUUUGAUCGCUAAUUGAUUGAUAUUAAUGUUAUAUUUUUAUUGUUGUAAUGUUAUAAAUUUGGAACCUGCAAACAAAACAGAAAAUUGUAAUAGUCUUCUUCUUAUUCUUCUUUAUGUUUCAAAUUUGCCGCCAGCCAAGGCUCGCUCGUGAACGAUCGUAAAUUCGAUUACGAAGUUUCAAGUUCUUCGAGUACGAGUCGAAAUAAUGCGUUAUAGGUAUGUAGUACCAUUUGCCGACGCACAGUGGCGCUGUCACGUAAAGCAGCGCCUCUUAGCGAUAGUAGCGGCACUGUAUUCGUGAGUGGCGGCAGUUGGCAGUCACCAGUGGAACCGCACGGUGUUGUUCUUGUCGUAAGCGGCUACGCGCAAAAGUUUAGGGGAAAAAUGGCGUAGUUAAGGGUACAAAGUAAAUGCCGCGAUUCUUAUAUAUUCGUACGUUAAUUCCGCGCCUGUUAUUCUUACGAUCGUUUUAGGUUCACAUGUAUUAUCAUUAGAAUCGAUAUUUAAAUUCGGGAGUUGGGUGUAAACGAAAAAAAGGAAAAAGAAAAGAAAAAAAGAAAAGAAAAAAGAAGAAGAAGAAAAGAAGAAGGAAAAAAAGAAAAGAAAGGAAA